Calidris pugnax (ruff) is the source of this 2621-nucleotide messenger RNA. RefSeq names its product ankyrin repeat domain 46 (gene ANKRD46). The record is from RefSeq and is a predicted model, not a curated record. Lineage: Eukaryota; Metazoa; Chordata; Aves; Charadriiformes; Scolopacidae. Gene Ontology annotation, molecular function: protein binding. The transcript is spliced from 4 exons. Bases 89 to 775 code for a protein of 228 amino acids.
CCUCAGCCUCCUCCGCCCGCGCGGCCUCUGUGCGCCGAGCCGCCGCCGAGUGGCAGGUUAGACACCUAGUCCAGCGAGAAUCAGAACAAUGUCCUACGUGUUUGUGAACGACUCUUCCCAGACCAAUGUGCCUCUGCUGCAGGCUUGCAUUGAUGGAGAUUUUAACUAUUCCAAACGACUGUUAGAGAGCGGUUUUGACCCAAAUAUUCGUGACAGCCGAGGCCGAACCGGCCUUCACCUGGCUGCAGCCAGAGGAAACGUAGACAUCUGUCAACUCCUGCAUAAAUUUGGUGCUGACCUACUAGCCACUGAUUACCAAGGUAACACAGCCCUUCACCUCUGUGGGCAUGUGGAUACCAUCCAGUUCCUGGUUUCUAAUGGACUUAAAAUUGAUAUUUGCAAUCACCAAGGUGCAACACCACUUGUCCUUGCAAAGCGAAGGGGUGUGAAUAAAGAUGUGAUCAGACUGCUGGAAUCUUUGGAGGAGCAAGAGGUGAAAGGAUUUAACAGAGGAGCUCAUUCAAAGCUGGAAACAAUGCAAACUGCUGAAAGUGAAAGUGCGAUGGAAAGCCAUUCCCUCCUUAAUCCAAACCUGCAGCAAGGUGAAGGAGUUCUUUCCAGUUUCCGCACGACAUGGCAAGAGUUUGUGGAAGACCUGGGCUUCUGGAGGGUGCUGCUCCUCAUCAUUGUCAUUGCUCUCCUGUCACUUGGAAUCGCAUACUAUGUUAGUGGGGUGCUGCCUUUCGUAGAAAACCAGCCUGAACUGGUGCACUGAGGCAAAUGCAAAGCAGCGCGCCGUGCUUUCCCCUCUUCUAAUUUUAUUUUGAGCUUCUUGGAAUUACUCUCUUGGUGCAGGCAGUGGCAGAUGUAUAUACUGUUUGCCUUUUGUACUUACUAUUAACCCCUUUGAAAGAGGGAUUAAUUCAUUUCAAGUAAAACACUAAAUUCUAAAGCAUUCCUAAGCUACCUCUGACUUAUCUUGACUUGCCAGCAAGAUGUGAAGAUAAUCCUCUCUGUUGAUAAAAUAUUAUGAUUAGAAAAGGCCUUUCAUGAUGAAUAUUAAAUUCUUGGGCAUGAAAAAUAUAUGCUAGUACAGAACCAAAUUGCAUUUAUUUUCCCUAUGAAGAGAGGUAAAUCUAUUCUUGCAUUUUUGUGUGUGCUUCAGUUGAAAAAAAACCAUUAUUUUAAAAGUCCUCCUCAAGAAAUCUGAAUAAUAUAAUAAUACAUUCUGAUAUAUAGGCAGCAAUAAGCUGCAACUUCAUAGUUCCUUUAGUGCCUCCCCAUAGUUUCAUUUCUGCUAGUUUAUGAAAAGAAUAAGAAAUAGUUUGAGUUUGACUAUGUCUUUAAUGUAUAGAUCACUCCUUUAUUUAUUAGGUUAAUGUUGUGUUUCUUCCCCAAAUGAAUUUCGUGUUGUUAAUACCUGCCUGAAGUAAAUUUUGUAGAACAAAGCUGGUUUUGUUGUGCUUUGGAAGUAAAUUUGUUUCAGCCUUAGGCUGAAAAUUUUGCCUUUUUGUUGAAAUGUUACUAAGCAAACCUUUCUUUGUAAGGAUGGUUAAAAAGUGAUUUAGGUGUUUUGCUCUGUAUAUAACAGUUCUGUAAGGCCGUUGUUGUUAUGAAUAUGUCAUGAAGGAUAACUUUUCCUUCCUCCCACAAGGACCAGACUGAAACAUAUAAUUGUAUUGUUUUCAUGCUUGUGGAGAGGACUUGAUUGAAUAGAAUUCCUUUCUAGAAUUGUUUUCCAUUUCAGUUGUUUUCAGACAGCACUUAUAUGACUUAUUUUCUGAGUAUACAGAAUAAAAGUAGUUAAAAUGUUAAUAUUUAGGAGCAUUGUAUGAAAUGAAAUCUUGACCCAUUCGGUACUUACCUGUGAAAUCGUGUGUUUGUAAAUAACCUAGGGAUAUGAAUCAGUUAAAAUAAUUUCAGUUGGAGGUUUUCAAAGAAAGCAGAUUCUCUCCUUCCACGCUGAUCAGAUGUUAAGUCUGAUGGACAUAAGUCCCUUAGUUGCCAUUGCCUUGAAAAUCCCAAGCAAAAUUAAUUCUGCAAACCUAAUGAAUUCUUUUUUUUUUUUUUAACUUAGCCACUCCUAAAUUGUUGCUAACAACAUCAAAUCUUUAUAAAAUUAUAAAUUACAAUAAGUGCUGAUAGAAGUAACUGCAUACUGGUCUGCUAUCAUAUGUUUUUCUUGUUUAUGGGUUUGAGUGAAGACGGUUGUUGUCUUUGUUUUGAUUUGUGAUGUGGGCUUCACUGAGCUGGGCCAUAUUCUAAAUUGCAUCUGAAUAAUUCUUGAUCUCAUUUCUUAAGGUCAAGGUUAAUGAAAUGAUACUUUACUAGCAUCAACAAUGCCGCAGAGGAGAGCCUCUUAAAAAAACUGAAACAAAACAAAAAACUAGAACAUACUCCUCUUCUGAAUAUUUCAAUUAUUGUACAUCUGUUCAUGAACAGAGAAACUCAUAUAAACUCAUAUACCUAAAUUACAUUUACCUCUCUAAACAAGUACAUUUCUGUUAAUAAUGCUCUGUAUCUUGAAUAAUCAUGUUGUCUUUCAGUAUGUGUUGUCUGCAUAAUUUGUAAUUGUAUUCUCAGUAUGGGUGAAUGCUGCAAAUAAAUAUGUGUAGUAAGUA